AUGAGUCAACCAGGUGGCCAUAUGUCGCGCUCGCAGAGGAAUCAGGCAAACCACAAGACCUUUAGAUGCCCAGAACUAAUCAAUCUCGCCCUAGAUAAUCGCCUCAAUGCAGUAAAGCGCCACAAGCUAUGCAUUAAUUGCCUUGGCAGGGGUCAUCUUGUAGCCAACUGCCCGUCGACGCGGAGGUGCCACUCAUGUGCACUACCGCAUCACUCGCUGCUUCAUCGGCCAUCGCCAGGAUCGGCCGCAGCUCCCUUGCCACUCCCUCAAGCGGAGCCUGUACAAGUUUCGGACGCUGUCGCGCAUACUCACACGGAGUCUCGUUCCGAAUGUGUCAUUCUGGCCACGGCACUGAUUCUGGUCAAGGAUGCAUCUGGAAGCUACAAAAUAGGAAGAGCGUUUCUGGAUUCAUGUUCUCAGGUGAAUUUCAUAUCCGAGGAGUUUGCCCAAAGACUUCGACUGCCACGGAGCAAGCUCAACCUCGAGAUUCGUAGCAUUGAAUCGGAAAUUGACAUUACUGCGUGGAACCUUCCGCAGCACUCAUCUCUUGCUGACGAGAGCUUCAACAAGUCUCGUCGGAUCGAUCUGCUUUUGGGGACGGAAACCUUCUUCGAUAUAUUGGCAGUCGGCCAAGUUAAAUUAGGAAAGGAUCUGCCCGUACUACAAAAAACACUACUUGGAUGGAUAGUGUCUGGUCGAUGUCGAGCUCAUCCCAGAACACUCCAUCAGUACUCAUCUAUCGCAUUAACAGAAAUUGACCAAAAAAUGGAACGGCUAUGGCGCAUCGAUCAUGUGGAGCCUCCUGAGAUCACACUUACGCCAGAGCAGCGAAACUGUGAGGAUUUCUACACCAAAACGGUACGACGUAAUUCAGAUGGUCGAUUGGAAGUACGAUUUCCAUUUAAAGAUGAACCUACCGUUCUCGGAGUCUCAUUCGACAUUGCCAAAAGGAGAUUCCUCUCCCUCGAACGCAGCCUAUGCAAAAGGCCUGAGGUAGGGGCCAAAUAUGUUGAAUUUAUGCAGGAGUUUCAAAAUCUGGGACACAUGAGUCCCGUGAGCCAUCCACAGUUAAACACUCCGCAUUAUUAUAUUCCGCACCACUGCCUGCUCAAGCCUAAUAGCACAUCAACAAAGCUCAGAGUGGUUUUCGACGCAUCUCGCAAGACGACGUCCCAGAAAUCGCUCAACGACAUUCUGAUGGUCGGACCGACCAUUCAGCCAGAUCUUUAUACACUACUCCUGCGUUUUCGGAUACAUCGCUAUGCCAUCACUGCUGAUGUGGUCAAGAUGUUCCGCCAAGUCAACAUGUUUGCCGAGGAUCGCAGAUUCCAAUACAUUCUUUGGAGAACGUCGCCAUCGCAACCAUUGAGCACCUUCGAAUUGAAUACUGUAACUUAUGGCACAGCGGCUGCACCGUAUCUAGCCAUACGCAGUUUGUCAUAUCUAGCCGACCAAUUCAUGGACAAAUUGGAGAUUGGAGCUAAAGCCAUCAAAUCGUCUUUCUAUGUGGAUGACUUCCUAGGUGGAGCGGAUACGGUAGAGGAGCUACAUCAAAUCAAAAGGGAAGUUACAGCGAUUCUACAGGAUGGCCAAUUAGAACUCGCAAAAUGGCAUACAAAUCACUGCAAGUUUGUCGAUGACGCUACAGUCAAACAUUUGCAGUUGGACGACGAAAUGCUAACCAGCACGCUUGGCCUAAAAUGGGACCAAGUACGGGACACAUUCAUGUUCUCGUUCUCGCCAAGAUUCGAUUCGGACCACGUCACCAAGCGCUCGAUUUUGUCCAUAGCCUCUUCGCUGUUUGAUCCGUUGGGAUUAGUUACUCCCAUCAUCAUAGUGGCAAAAAUUAUCCUCCAGGAGCUGUGGCUCCUAAAACUACAUUGGGACGAGUCAGUACCCCAAGGCAUUCAUACAGCUUGGAUGUCCCUGCUUGCAUCGCUUUCGUCGUUGGAGUCUGUAGCAAUACCACGAUAUUGCCUCCAAUCAGCGAUACAUACCUUUCAAAUACACGGCUUUUGUGACGCCUCCAUUCGAGCGUAUGGAUGCUGCAACUACGCUCGCACAAUCGGAUCAGAUGGGCUGACCAAGGUCCAGCUAAUCACAUCGAAGUCCAGAGUUGCUCCCACCAAGAAGCUAUCUCUGCCGAAAUUAGAACUGUGUGGAGCACUUUUGUUAGCACAGCUGUACAAAAAAAUCAUUAGAAUCUUCGCUGACAGAAAGCCGACUUCGUUCUUAUGGUGCGAUUCUCAAAUUGUUCUACAUUGGAAUCGCCAACACUCGGCCACCUUAUCAACCUUUGUCGGCAAUCGAAUUGCCGAAAUUCAAGAACUCACGUCAGAUUGCCACUGGAGACAUGUUCCUACUCACUGCAACCCGGCUGAUAUCUUGUCCAGGGGCUGCACUAUCACCGAGUUAGAACAAUCGAUAUGGUUCGAGGGACCUGAGUUCCUAGGCCAAGAUCAUCAACAUUGGCCAAAGGACAGUCGAGACAACAGUGACAUUGAUAUGGAAACUGUCCAAUUGGAGAAGAGAAAAUCAGCCUUUGCCGUACACACGACUAGUAAUCAACUGCUUGAAGGAAUCUACAAGAUCAGUUCGCAUCAUCGCUGCCUACUAGUUAUCGCUUGGAUGUACAGAUUUACUCAGCGCUGCCGUAAACUAACGCCAUUCCAAUCACCUUCGCCGACGCCAGCAGAACUGAUGCGGGCGCUACAUUGCAUCGUCUGGAAUAUUCAAACUAUUCACUUCGCUCAAGAGAUGUCCUCGGUCCUGAAGGGCCAUCCGAUUCGCACUAACCUUAAAAAUCUUAGUCUCUUCCUCCAGGUUACAGAUGGCUUCCAAAUGCUAAAGUUCGGAGGGCGCCUGGAGCUAGCAGACUACCCAGAAACCCAAAAGCAUCCUGUGCUGCUCCCAGCUAAGGAUCCAUUUGUGUCACAGUUCGCUCGCCAUCUUCAUCUACAGAACUAUCACGCCGGGCCACGGACGCUCGUCGCUUUAAUUAGAAAACAGUUCUGGAUAGUGAAUGCAAGGGACUUGGCGCGACAAGUCGUUCGCUCAUGUAUACAUUGUCGCCGCUAUCGACCAACUCUCGAAAGAUGCGGAAUGGACUUUUGCGGACCAAUCAACGUCUAUUUGCGCAUCCGGGGUAAGCCGCCUACCAAGGCCUACCUAGCCGUCUUCGUUUGCUUUGCCACGAAGGCGAUACAUGUCGAAGUGGUAUCGGAUCUCACGACGGAUAGCUUCAUUGCAUCACUAAAGCGUUUUAUUGCCCGACGCGGACUUCCCUCGGACAUAUUCUGUGACAACGCUACAAAUUUCGCAGGAGCUAACAACAAGCUCGAAUCGUUGAAGCAGUUUCUGUUUAAAGACGAAACAACAAAAACAAUCCACUAUUUCUGUCGCUCAGAGUUCAUUAACUUCCACUUUAUUCCACCCAGGGCUCCACACUUCGGGGGCAUAUGGGAAGCUGCAGUAAAAAGUGUCAAGGGACUACUCAAUCGCACUCUUCGAGACACCAGGUUAACCUUCGAGGAGUUAGCCACUGCAGCUGCUGACGUCGAGGCGAUCCUGAACUCUCGCCCGUUAACGCCGCUCUCAUCAGACCCAAACGACCUGGCCGCUCUCACGCCUGGCCACUUCUUAGUGGGUGACGCACUCCGAGCACUACCGGAACUUCCACCAAUCGACGACAACCUGGACAAGUUGGAUCGAUGGAAAAGGGUCAGCGCACUCAAACAUCACAUCUGGAGUCGCUGGAGCCACGAGUACAUCAACGAGCUCCAAGUUCGCACAACCUGGACGAAGACUUCACCAAAUUUGGCUGUCAACGACAUGGUCGUCGUUCACGAGGAUAAUCUUCCCCCACAACGGUGGCUUCUUGGGCGCAUAGUCAGCACGAUCGCAGGAGCGGACAACAUCGUGCGUGUAGCCGACGUACGCACGGCCAAGGGAAUCAUCCGCCGCCCUAUACGGAAACUCGCCUUAUUACCUGUCUCUUGA
This is a messenger RNA of Drosophila teissieri, 3999 nucleotides long. RefSeq lists its product as uncharacterized. Lineage: Eukaryota; Metazoa; Arthropoda; Insecta; Diptera; Drosophilidae. The coding region runs from base 1 to 3999 and encodes 1332 amino acids. The record is from RefSeq and is a predicted model, not a curated record. Gene Ontology annotation, molecular function: nucleic acid binding. The transcript is spliced from 4 exons. Gene Ontology annotation, biological process: DNA integration.